Molecule: messenger RNA, 1971 nt
Organism: Dioscorea cayenensis subsp. rotundata (Guinea yam)
Lineage: Eukaryota; Viridiplantae; Streptophyta; Magnoliopsida; Dioscoreales; Dioscoreaceae
Product: ureide permease 1-like
Exons: 9
Coding region: 340-1593 (417 amino acids)
Biological process (GO): nitrogen compound transport
Cellular component (GO): membrane
Molecular function (GO): uracil:monoatomic cation symporter activity; allantoin:proton symporter activity
Source: RefSeq, a predicted model, not a curated record
AAAUUUUCCAUGGUUCCCAAUCCAUGCUGACAAACCUCCUCCCAUUCAACACAAACCCUAGAAUCUCAUUUGGAGUUGGGACUCUUGAAUGAGAGGUCACAAGUUAAGAUGCAAGCUAUACAGUACACUUGACUUCAACAAACCAAUCAGAAAGAAGAGUGAAAGUUCGAAAAGAUCUUUAUAUUGGCUGGAUAAACCGCAUUGCGAAAAGUGGGAGUCUUGUAGUUUUCAAUCUGUUUGGAGGAAUCCCAAUUCAACAGUGCUAAAUUUUCUUUCAGUGCCUGAUCUUCACAGGUUUUGAUUCCUACUGAUUUUGUUGUUGAGAAUUAGUGGGAAAAAAUGUAUGUGAUCGAAGAUAAAGGUGGUGCGAUCGCGCUUAUGUUGGCGUCCCUUCUUUUCUUAGGCACUUGGCCUGCUCUUCUCUCUCUUUUAGAGCAAAGAGGCCGACUUCCGCAGCACACUUACCUUGAUUAUUCCAUAACAAAUUUUUUGACUGCUCUGUUGAUUGCUCUGACAAUUGGUCAGAUUGGGGAUGCCAAACCAAACAUGCCGAACUUCCUUACUCAAAUCGGUCAGGAUAACUGGCCAUCGAUCCUGUUUGCAAUGGGAGGGGGAAUUGCUCUCAGCCUUGGGAAUCUAUCUACACAGUAUGCUUGGGCAUUUGUUGGUUUGUCGGUAACUGAAGUUAUUACUGCAAGUAUAACGGUCGUCAUAGGGACGACCAUGAAUUAUUUCUUAGAUGAUCGAAUCAAUAAAGCCGAGAUUCUUUUCCCGGGAGUUGGAUGCUUUCUGGUUGCAGUUUUCCUUGGAUCUGUCGUCCACUCCUCCAACGCUGCUGAUAACGCAAAAAAGCUAAGCAGUUCAAGUAACUACAAGAGCAAGACCAGUUUCACAGCAGAGCAAGAUCCAAGUGAAGAUAUCAAAAGCAAAGGUCAAGGAAAGGACUUGGAGACUGGAAUUCCUCCUAAUUCAAACUCUGAUACUAAGGCACAAAAAGCAAAAGUCGGUACUGCUGAGUACCUUAUGGAGCUUGAAAACCGAAGAUCGAUAAAGGUGUUUGGAUCAAAAGCUAUCUUAGGCCUUUCGAUAACAUUCUUCGCUGGCAUUUGCUUUUCGCUCUUCUCUCCGGCAUUCAACCUUGCUACAAAUGAUCAAUGGCACACAUUGAAGCAAGGAGUGCCUCAUUUGGUGGUCUACACUGCUUUCUUCUACUUCUCCUGUUCUGGCUUUCUUUGCGCCAUUGUCUUAAACAUACGCUUCUUAUACAAACCCGUGCUUGGGCUACCAAAAUCAUCCUUUACCGCUUAUCUGAAGGAUUGCAAAGGCCGGCAAUGGGCUUUUCUAGCAGGUGUUCUUUGUGGCUUCGGCAAUGGCUUUCAGUUCAUGGGCGGGCAAGCUGCCGGAUAUGCUGCUGCUGAUGCAGUUCAGGCUUUGCCUCUUGUUAGCACAUUUUGGGGAAUACUUCUGUUUGGAGAAUACCGAAGAUCAUCGAAGAAAACAUAUGUGUUGCUUGUUAGUAUGCUUCUUAUGUUCGUUGUGGCUGUUGCUAUUCUGAUGGCCUCAUCUGGACAUAGGAAGAAUAGUAAGAACUGAAAAAAGAGCAUGGAUUUGCAGAUGGGAAAAUUAUAAGUAUUUAAGGAUCAAUAACUUUGUUUGCUUCAAAACAAUAGAAAGGUUUGCAGAUGCUCUGAUUAUAUAUAUAUAUAUAUAUAUAUGUACAAAUAAUGUCAUGUUAGAUAGAGAAGAGACUGCAAGUGCAACUGCUUUCAAUUUAUUGUGCAGAAAAGUGCUUGCUGUUAAACUUAAGUAGUAGUCCUAAAUAAAUAUUUAUCAGAAAUAACCUGCUCAAGGGUUAAAUAAAAGAUUGAGUGCACUUUUAGUUGUAGUCUUUGUCCUGUAACCGAAUUUGCAAAAUAAUCUUUGUGCUUCUGAAAUAUUUAAGAUGCUCUUGUAUAUUUUAUGCUUGGUAUA